Messenger RNA from Neurospora hispaniola, 960 nucleotides. RefSeq names its product Protoglobin-domain-containing protein. NCBI's taxonomy places the organism in Eukaryota, Fungi, Ascomycota, Sordariomycetes, Sordariales, Sordariaceae. The transcript is spliced from 2 exons. The record is from RefSeq and is a predicted model, not a curated record. Gene Ontology annotation, molecular function: heme binding; oxygen binding. Bases 1 to 960 code for a protein of 319 amino acids.
AUGGCGUCUUCAGCCAGCUCGAGCUCUGCUAGAACCAGAGCCCCGAUGCAGCACAUCGACCGCAAGGAGCUCUACACCAGUCUCGAGGCGCGCAUCCGCUAUCUCCAUUCCUUCCUUGAUUUCGGCACCGAUGACGUCGAAGCUCUCUCCUCCGGCGCCAAGUACAUCCAAGCCCUGAUCCCCGCCGUAGUCAACAUCGUCUACAAGAAGCUCCUCCAAUACGACAUCACGGCGCGCGCCUUCCAGACCCGCAGCACCGCCUUCGAGGGUUCCAUGGACGAGGUCCCCGACGAGGAAAGCCCCCAGAUUCUCCACCGCAAGCUGUUCCUGCGCGCAUAUCUUAAGAAGCUAUGCUCGGACCCUACGCAGAUGGAGUUCUGGGAGUAUCUCGACAAGGUGGGCAUGAUGCACACUGGGCUCGGCCGCACGCACCCGCUGCACAUUGAGUACAUCCACAUUGGCGUCACCCUGGGCGUCAUCCAGGACAUUCUCAACGAGGCCAUCCUGUCGCACCCACGCCUGCCGAUGCCGCGCAAGAUUGCCUUUGUCAAGGCACUGGGCAAGGUCAUUUGGAUCCAGAACGACUUAUUCACCAGAUGGUAUGUACAUGAUGGUGAAGAGUUCACGGACGGAAUGGACUUUGGCGUCGUAGAGAAGGAAGGGUUCUUGCAUGGCAAGAAGGUGCUGGAUGAGACUGCCGAAGCCUCUUUUUCUUCGGCUGCUGCUGCUGCUGCUACUGGCAGCUCAGCAUGUCCUUUUUCGUCCGUUGUCGAAAGCAAAGACUGGGCGGCGGCGGCGGCGGCAUCUGCAUCUGACAGUACGUGUCCGUUCUCUGGAGCCAGCAAGGCGAUGGAGGGUCUCAGCAUCAAGGAUAAGAAGCCAGUGUCUGCGGCUAAGAACAACGAUGACGCUAGGUCUGAUACAACGGAGAAGGCGUCCCGUCAAGAGAAAACCAUCUGA